Humulus lupulus (European hop) is the source of this 1008-nucleotide messenger RNA. RefSeq lists its product as uncharacterized. NCBI's taxonomy places the organism in Eukaryota, Viridiplantae, Streptophyta, Magnoliopsida, Rosales, Cannabaceae. The coding region runs from base 130 to 705 and encodes 191 amino acids. The record is from RefSeq and is a predicted model, not a curated record. The transcript has 6 exons.
AAUACUUGUCGGUAUCGAAAAAUAUUUUAGAAAACUAGGAGAAGAGCUAGGCAUUGAAACUGAUCUACCCCCAAAUUAUCUUAUUUUUUUCAGUUUACAGGUCUCCCGCUAUUUCCGUCGUCGGCCACCAUGCGCAGGUUAGCUGCCCAACUCGUCACUCAUUAUUGCAGAAAAAACCCUACACGAACUGGGCAACCUCGAAAAUUUUCAACCCACAAUGAAGCAGAUGACCUUGCCUUGGAAAAAGAUGCUGAAAGAAAAAUUGGAUGGGUAUUGAAACUAUUCUUUGCUGGGACUGCUACGUAUGUUGGUUACCAGUUUUUUCCAUACUUGGGGGAUAAUUUGUUGCAGCAGUCAGUGUCUCUUUUGCAUGUAAGGGAUCCGUUGUUUAAAAGAAUGGGAGCUUCAAGAUUAGGCCGCUUUGCUAUAGAUGAUGAAAGAAGGAUGAAAAUUGUCGAAGUUGGUGGGGCUCACGAGCUCUUAAAGAUGUUGGAGGCUGCUAAAGAUGACCGCACUAGGAAGGAAGCACUAAAGGCUCUCUCGGCUAUCUCAAAAUCAGAUAAAGCUGUUGGAGCAUUACAUCAAGCUGGCGCAGCUGCUAUUAUCAAUUCUACCCCGAAUUCCUUGCAGAAUGUCGAAGUUGAGCAAUACAAAUCUAGCUUGUUGAAGAGAUUCCAAGAUCUGAAAUAUGACGUUCCCUUAUGAAUUGAAAUUGAGUAAAUCUUUUUGAUUGUAGCUUCUCUCUCGGUUUUGUAAGAAUGUAGAUGCAACAGCCAACAAGUCCUGCAUGGCGGACAGUGAAACUGUAGUUUAUUUGUGGAUGUUAUGUUAUCUGUUUAAAGAAAUUAGCUUAGUGAUUUCACCCUUAGUCAGAGAUCAUUUAGUGGGUGAUUUCUUUCAUACAGUGCAUGGUCAUUUCUUUAAAGCACCUGGGCUUAUAAACAUGCAUUUCAUACAGAUUCUAUUCUUACUAAAGAAAUAAAAGCAAUCUUACUCAUUGAUUCACCA